AUGUCUGGCGUGUCAGAGCUGAGAGAGUGUGAUGAGGCGAGUGUGCCAGUAGAGGGCGAUGCUGAGGUGCUUUUGGAAGAAGAUGAGGAAGAAGAUGAGGAUGAGGAGGACAAGACGGAGAGCAAUAAAGAGCUUUUAGAGAGACUCCGAGAGCUGGAGGCAGAGAACACAUCACUGGCUCUGGCGAAUGAGAGUCAGAGAGAAGCGUAUGAGCGAUGUUUAGAUGAGGUGGCGAAUCAUGUAGUGCAGGCUCUACUGAACCAGAAGGACCUGAGGGAGGAGUGUAUAAAGCUGAAGAUGCGAGUGUUUGAUCUGGAGAGACAGAACCGAACUCUGACUGACUUCCUCACACACAAACUACACUUUUCCUCAUCACCUUUACACCAGUUCUCCUCAGUCUCGUGUGCAGAACACAGAUCAGAUCCAUUGCGAAUCGUCAGCGAGACACCAGACGCCAUCACCUCUCAGAGGAAAGUGAAGGACGAUGAUGAAUGUGCACAAAACAUCACAGAAAGCGCAACUGAAGCUUCAUCGUCAUCCAUGGAGGCCAUGUCUCCAUUCCUCAAGAAAAAAGCACACAUCCUGGAAGUUCUUCGUAAGCUGGAGGAAUCAGAUCCCCUGAAGUUUCAUCCAUCUGCUUGCUAUCAUCAUCAUCGUCACACACAGUCGCUUUUUCCAGCUGAGGUGACAAGCAUGGUGAACCCGAAUCCACAUCAACACCAGUGUAGACAGUCCAGUUCAGAUUCGGAUCUUCACGAACACACUCAUGGCAGUGGUGAUGGACAACAAGGCAGUCAUGCAUCUUUAAACUUUGGAGGUUGUCCAUCUUGUCUUAUCCUCCAACAGAGAUCAAGCUUGGAGUUGCUUAAAGGUAAUCAAGGACUCAGUGUGUCAUCAGGUUCUGGUAAAGAAGAGACAAAAGGACAAAUGUGGUCAGAAGAACGUGGCACUUCAGGACAGAGCACUGAAAAAACUCUAGCUAUGGACAAAACCAAUCAACCGAGUUCACAAGAUCCAAAGAAAGACUGCAAAAAAAGACAAUCAAGCAAGAUAUCACCUACAAAGUCAAAAGGUACCACUAAAUAUCACCACGAUAACAAAUCUGAAACUACUCCAUCACCAAAAGGGGGGAAAAUGAAGGAGUCUCUCAAAGUUGCCACACCAUCUGCGAAACAAGAUUCUGAACUCUGCAAUAGAGACUUCUCAACCACUAAAGAAACUAUAGUCUCCAAGAAGCCAUCAGUUGGAUUGUAUUCUUCAGCUUCAUUGCCUGAGAGAAGUACUUCAGCAUUUUCACAGCAGCAGAUGACAGAAAAAAAUUCUACGCAAAGUCCAGCUUCCAAACCUUCAACAUCAACACUCCUGAAGUUGCUCAAGAUACCUUCAGCAUCUGAGAACAAUGCAUUUCGCUUGAGUCCUCAGCUGACACGAAAGUCAAAAAUCCCAUGCAGGAAUAACUAUGAAAUGCAGACACGGAAGGCGACCACAACAGAACAAACUUCCUGCUCUAAAACAGAUCUGCACCCUGGCACCCAUUCAGCUCCGACAUCUCCACCAAAUCCUGAGGAAACAUCAUCCGUCCCUAUAAAAGAUCCAGAGUUUAGUAGCCACUCUGCCCCUAAACCGAGCAAGGUUUCUAAAGCAGGUGCUCAGGCACCUCACUAUGAAAAUGUUGUUAGUCCUUCCACCACACCUACCAAAGACACCACAGAACUUUCUGAAAAGCAAAAAAUGAAUUGGAGAGAUGAAAAGGUCCUUCAUCCACUUUCCUCAGAUUCAUCAACGAGCACAAGUGACUCUUCUUCCUCCUCAUCGGAUCAGGACACAGACACAGAAAGUCCAGUUUGGCAAAAACCUGAGCACCAUUUCAGUCUCCCAAACUCGUCAUCUUCUGCAGAUAAAGCCCAGAGGAUGAGCUACCCCAGCAUGAAAGAUGGAUAUCAUGAAAGAGAACCUCCAGGAGCAUCUCCAAAGGGCGGCUCUUCGAGCGCGUCUCAGGUCGUGGUUAAGAGAAGAGACAGACAGCCAUCAGUGCAAGACAGGAGAGAAAUCAUUAGCAGCUACAGUGAGGCGAGUUAUCACCCAUUCAAAGACCGUUUGGUGGUUCUCGGAAGACUGCAGAAUGUAGAAGAUAUGCAUCACCCAGGAGUAAAAAGGGGAGCACAAAGUAAUGUUAGCAGAUCUGCUGCAUCCACUGGGAAAGGAGAACAAAGCAAAACAGCAGAAAGACAAAUCGAGAGAAUCACAUUGGAACAGCGAAAACACACCGGUUCACUCGAAGGAAAAUCCUAUCCUAAAAAUAGCUUUGGUAAUUAUCCUAAGAUACACGCAUCAUCAGCAGUAGCAGACAGGAAGUACACCACAAAGCCAGACAGUCAAAAGACCAGAGCUGGAAUGCCAUCAACAACCUCAUGUGAAACCCUUGUAGUAAUGCGAAGCUAUGGGAAGGGUUCCAAGCCCCUGAACAAAACAGUACCAAGUCCCCAAAGCAGCCCAACCAGAGGACAAUCCAAGUCUCCGUCCAAGGCUGGAAAUGCUUCUUCUUAUCCUCGAGGAGUGAAACCAGUUCAGGAAGAGCAUCUGAACCUUCAGAAGCAUCUGUCACCCAAACUCACAGCUGGGAAGAAAAAAACUUUUACACAUGUAGACACGUUCCCACCUCCCCUUCCAUCAAAAUCUGCACUCGACUCAGCCAAGUCUGCUCAAGACAAGAGACUUUCUGUCCCGCAGUCCUCCAUUGAGCAGAAGGUCAUGCGAGGAAUCCAGGAGAACGUGCUUAAACUGCAAGAACAAGAUCGAGGACAAGCUGUGGAAACAAAACAGAGAGCAUCCAAUGGGAUUGCGAGUUGGUUUGGAUUGAAGAAAAGCAAGCUUCCUGCCCUGAGUCGCAAACCAGAAAUGUCCAAAAUCAAAUCAAAUGCAUCUUCAUCGUCCACUUCCUCAGGAACGAAAGACAUCUCAGGGGCCAAAGGAGGGUCCAGGAAGGUAGCAGAAAGUUUAAAUAUCUCAAAGCUCAUGGAGAAGGCUGAGGAUUUACGAAAGGCCUUGGAGGAUGAAAGGGUGUACGUGAAAGGAGUCGGAAUUCCUCUUGAUCGUUCAGCGAGAGGACGCUCGUGUGAAGUUAUCGUGGACCAAACGCAAGGUCAAUUAUCGCUGAUGUACGCAGGCGUGACGGGUGACAGCUUCAUGCAACAACUGCUGAACAGGGUGGAUGACAGAGGAGCAUCCAGUUUUGGCAUCAUGCACAGACGUCUCUCCUUCGACUCGAAAAGGUCACGUCCUGUUUUCGGCCAUCAGCAAAGCUCUGUCCGUCAAACCAGGAGCGGGGAGGAGAUCAAAUGUUCAGAAUCGAGCCGAGGUGAUGACGUGACGUCUGAUGAGAGCCUGCCUGAGUCCAUCAGCUCGCAGCACUUUAAAUGCUCCAUGCGCACUCUGGACAGUGGGAUUGGGACGUUUCCACUUCCUGACUAUGCGAACAACGCCGCUGGAAAACUGAACCCUAAACUCCAAAACUCGUCUGUUUCUCACCAAGUGGCGAUGAAACCUUGGAAAACACAAACCCUGGAGGCAGGACUCGCGUCUUUAGACGAAGUGAGCACUUCUGUACUCUACACGUCUCCGCUAGAGGCCAAGGGAACAAGUGCACAUUUGUCCAGCGCCAUCCAUGAAGAGAUUGACGUCUAUGGAGCUCAUUUUCAAGCCCCGCCCACUGCAAACUGGGCGUUUCCUAAGCCAAGAGGAUCAGAGGGACAGAUGGAGCCACCGAGCCCAAAAACUCCAUCGAAGCGGGUGAGAGCGCGAGAGAAAACACGAACACAGUGUGCAGCUGUAACGCUGAGGAGUUUGGAUAAAGUUCCUCAGGUUCCUCGUGACGUGGAACCAAGAAAUGUUUCACUGUCAGGAAGACGGCGGGGGAAGAGCCGAAGUCACAGAGCCCAGGAUACGGUGAAAGACAGAAAUACAGAUUUAAUGAAGGAACCAAGUGAAGAACUUUUAUCUCCAAAUCGGCCUGCAGUGUCCGAAACGCCGGAGUCCCUCAGCGACUCACUGUGUGUUGUGUUGUGUGAGGUGCGUUGUGAGGUGCGUUGUGAUUUGUGUUGUGUGUGUGAUUGUGAUUGUGAUGAACUGACACUGAUGGAGGAUUAUAGUUGA
Messenger RNA from Neoarius graeffei (lesser salmon catfish), 4152 nucleotides. RefSeq names its product nck-associated protein 5-like. Gene Ontology annotation, cellular component: microtubule plus-end. Gene Ontology annotation, biological process: microtubule depolymerization; microtubule bundle formation. The coding region runs from base 1 to 4152 and encodes 1383 amino acids. Lineage: Eukaryota; Metazoa; Chordata; Actinopteri; Siluriformes; Ariidae. The transcript has 15 exons. The record is from RefSeq and is a predicted model, not a curated record.